CGUCGCCAUUCGGGCAGACAGCUAUAUUAUUGUGAAGAUGAUGUCUGCUGUGGCCGAGAUUCCUGUUCCUCUCCAUGAUAACUACUCCUUGUGCGAGAAAAGGUAGAUUAUAUACACAGUCGUUACUUAUCUCUAAAUUUGACUGCGGUCUCCGGCAUUCAGUGGUGGAACUUGAGUCAGGGCGACUGUCGUACGAAAGCAGCUCAGGGCGAACAUUGCUGAAGAAUAGACCUCAUACCUUACCAUUAUGUUGGCCGAAGAUAAACUCGAUGUCCCGCUGGCAAGCGGCGCGAACAUCUCCGUGACGUCGCUUCAGAAUUCUACUUCGGUGGAGGUGAAUGGCGCAACUACAACGACCACACCGCCGAUCACUUCAUCUCAGUCCGAAGAAUACCAGCACCGACUCGCGGACAUUAGUGCGCGGGCCACCGUUGAGGACGCGUUGAACGUUCUCUUUCAGCAGGACAAGACGGGCGACUCGGUGCCCAUUACAGCGGACUUACUGUACAACGCCGUGCUAGCGCGCAUCCAGGCCAAAGUGGGAGCCGGGGCCAGUGUGGUCGAGGCUGGUGGGUUCGCGGCGGUCGUGUGCUGGGAACCACCGGAGGCGACGGCGAAGCAAUCUUGGCACUCGGAUGAGGAGAUUGAUGAGAUCGCUCUGAAGCGUCCGAUCUUUGCGCAAUUCUUGCGAGAUAUGCAGGACUGUAAGGUGCGGAUAUUGGGUGAGCCUAGUAAGGGGCAGAAGUACUGGAAUAUGUCGCUUAUGGCGCGCGAUCCGUUAAGGAAGGAUAAAGGCGCGGUUAGGGCUGUGAUUGAGCCUUAUGUCGCUAGGGCCAAAAAGGAGGGCUUACCGAUCUGGCUGGUUGCCGCGAACGAGCGGGCGAGAGAUGUUUACCAGUAUUUCGGGUUCAGCGUCGUUGGGAUUGUGUGGUCGUAUCCUAAGGGCAGGGUGGAGGGUGAUGGACAAAAGGGCGUGCCGACGUGGUGUAUGGUGUGUAACUGGCCCGUGGAGGAGGUCUAGAUGUGCUGUAUCAACGGUGUUUCAUAGAAUGGGCUGUAUAGACCAAGACAUUUAUAGGUGGUCCGAAAGAAGUGCAUCGUUUGGAAGAGGUGUCAAAAACACAA
Messenger RNA from Exophiala viscosa, 1125 nucleotides. RefSeq lists its product as uncharacterized. The record is from RefSeq and is a predicted model, not a curated record. The coding region runs from base 248 to 1021 and encodes 257 amino acids. The transcript has a single exon. NCBI's taxonomy places the organism in Eukaryota, Fungi, Ascomycota, Eurotiomycetes, Chaetothyriales, Herpotrichiellaceae.